UUCUCUUCCAGCACAUUCAUCACCAGGACCUCCAACCUAUUUGCUCCUCCGUCAUUCAAUUUCAUAAGUCGACUCCUUCCACUAGCAGAGUAGGCUGUGUCUUCUGCCUCUUUCCCAAAUAUUUCUUCCUAUUUCAAGAAGAAGCAGGCAGGUUCAAGUUCACCACUCCAGGACCGUUUUGCUAUGUACACUGUUGUUGUUGUACUUGCGCAGAAAUCGGGAAUGCAUAUUGUGCGCGUUCUUCUGAUCCUUCUCGCUUGGAGGCCAAGGCAGCAGACUGUGUCUUCGAAACCCUUACGUCGGAAGGCAGCAGAUCUCGAGAUGGAUGCCCCGCAAUUGAAGCGCCCGCCUCACAUUUUUAAAACUGAUAUUCAAGAGAGCCUCCAAUGGCGAAUGGAGAACUCUGCGGGGAAGCGACAGGCGAGGGAAGAAGUUCUCUUCGUCCAUAAACCAACUCCUGCGCCAACUUAUUAUACUGCGAAGCACAAGACAAGCAAGCGGUGCUCGGACGACUUCGACUGCAUGCGAGUCUUGGGCCAGGUGUGCAACAUCGAGAAGCAAGGCUCGACGGGAACCUGUCAGUGCCCCGACAGCACACCUGUUCAUGUAGUGGAGCACGACCAGCCAAGAUGUGUCUCUGCUCGCCUGAUCUUUGAAGACUGCGCGGACACCGCCGAAUGUGCGUUCCUCAACCCUUAUGUGGAAUGUGUGAACCAGAUCUGCACCUGCUCGCCACCGAACGUUAUGAAAAGGAAGGACCUGUGCAUCCCAGCUUCAGCAUCCAAUACUACUUCCCCGGCGGCCAACGUGUUCGCCAUACUUCUCAUGAGCAUCGGAGCUAUCGGAGGCAUUGUAGCUCUUGUGGCCAGGAUCAUAAUUGGCAAAGAAGGUCGACACCAAGAUAGCGACGAAGAGCCACAUGGUAGUUAUCGGAGGCAACGCCACACGGAUGAUCCUCCGAUGGUCCUGUUAAGCAAAGGCAUCAAGCGCAUUUUCAAUGACUGCAAAGAUAAGAUACAAGAUAUGGUACUUCGAAAGCCCGUGCUCUCUCCGCAGAUGCAAAGUCUAAUCGAAAUCCGGCCUACCAGGCCUACCAGAACCUCCCAUGAGAGCACGGUUGUGGUCGACGUCCACGUGCCAUACGAACCGUUGGACUUUGAGGACAUAGCUUCGUUGGAAUCUGACCUUCGCAGAGCAACGCGACUGCUUUCUCAAGAAACGUCUCCAACAACAGCAAAUACUUCACUUAGAGUGACAACGUCACACAGGGCGAAGAUUUCUGAGAAAUCAGUCGAACCAUUGCAACAGACCUCCCCAGUUACCACUCCAAACAUGGCGACAUCUAUGGAUUCUCAACAGCAAGCUGGCGAUGUUGUUGUGCCGCAUAUUGAACACGCCGAAGUGAAUGCGGACCCACCAUCGCCAAAGCACGGAGACGACGAGAAAAGCCGAGAUUUCAACUUGAACGCGGACCUAGAACACAUUAUGAGGAUAGUUAUAGACCAGCUCUCAAACCCGCAAAGCAGCCCAGCUGGGCUCCGCAGAAUCGAAGGAGACGAAUGCAGAGUAGAAGUUGACGCGGGCACGUUUUCUGAUACAGUCCGAGCCGUGUAUUCUCGAACUCUCCUCAAGCUACGCCAGAAGCUACACACUAUGGCGGCGCAGGAAGCCCCCAGCGUUGACCAAGUGUCUUUCGGAGAUUCCUCUCAGUCGUCCAGCGCUAUUCCAAGAAAUAAAACCAUGGAGCUGCUUCCUUCUCUCGAUAAAGGGUGCGGCGAAGCGAAAGGCAAAACGUACGCGGAUGUGUCCACCCUAUGUCGAAUUCUAACUCCACACUCUGUCUCGAAGGAUCCACGUAAGCGAAUUCGAAUAAGCGAUACGUUCUCCGAACAUCGGGUCGGUAGAAAUUUUCCGGGGCCUCCAGUCUACGGUGUUCCUCGCUUGCAGACUCAUCAAAGCACCCCUGCAACCAUCGAUGCUUUUCCUGUUACACAGACACCCGAUCGUCUUCCAAAAAGAUGUUACCUUCUUACAGACGAACGACAAGAUAAUGCGACGACCGAAUCAUUUCACUCUUGUUCCGACCCCAAUCGUUCUAUGAGACAACGUAAGUUCAUUCCGACGACGACCCUGCCGAUAUCAGAUUCGGCAAAACUGGUUCUGGAGCCGAUUUCGAGUGAUGUGGACCUUCACAAUCCUCCUAGGGAUAGUCUGAAGGCGUACCUUGCAGGCAAGGUUCCGACGGUAGCUACUGCAGAUUGUCCCUCGGUAAACGAUUCCUUGCAAAACAAUGGGGAGGUUGAUAGAACACAGCCAGGUGUUGGUGGAUUCACAAAAAUGGUACACCCAAGGGUACACUACAUUGACUCUGACAAUGCCUUGCAAGUCAGGGAAGAAACCUCGCUUUGCACUAUACCGAAGAAACUUCUUAAGAUGCCACCUAAAAUCGUUUUAUCCCCGAUAGAAGACGAGGUCGUAGGUCUGGAAGUCGAAGAAGAAACACCACUACUGAACCUGAGAACUGUAACCAAAAAGAAAAGGAACAAGUCAAUUCUUCUACCUCCUUAUUCAAGAAAGAAAGCAGAUUUACAAGAUCGCACACAAGAUAGUUCAUUUCCGUUGUCACGACUGGAACUAGGGUCAGACAUGCCUAAUGCGUCGAUGACGAGGCUUCUCAAUAGGUCCCGUACGUCCAUUCAUGGUUGGGGUCGCAAAGCCGCGCUGCAGAAAGUGGACGCUUGUGACAGAACCCCCGUUGAAGAAAGCACUAUUCUGUGCUCUUCGGGGCCUUCGAGUGAAGUGAAAGAAUAUGCGCAUUCCUUCCAUGUAACAGAAAUUAGGACAGCCACUGCUGCCGCAUACGUAGAUCCCACCUCAAGUAGCCCACCGUCAGAUAUUCAAUCUCCUGCGCUGUUUCUGUUAAAUGCACCAAGACAAGAUAUGGCAUGCAACAAAGUUGAAGAGAUCGUUGAGAAGAACCUCCAAACAGUCGCAUCGUCCGCGAUACUAAAUGACGCUACACCUAAGUUACCUCCACCUCAAAAGGCAUGCGAAGAGGUCAAGUUGACAAUCACCGAGAACGACAUCAUCCAGUGCUUAAACAGAGUCGUAGGACCAAAUCGAGCCAUAGCUGUAGAAGACAACAGGAAGUUCCCGGAAGCAAAAGCUACGCAGGAGGCUGUGUGCGGAUACGACUUGAUGCAAGACGUGCUUUUGAACGAGGACGUCCUCAGUACCAGUGACAUUUCCAAAGUUGACAUUCAUCCCAAAGGAAAUUCCACCGCGCCUAAAGCUGAUCUGGAAGCAUUCAGUCAGCCACUUUCGCGCCUACGAAGAGGCGACUUGAAAAAUAUCCUAAAGGAAAUCUUGGAAGAAGAGUACGCCCAUGUUCUUCAGCUCGCAACACAUGGGGUGCCGUCGAUCCAGAGCACAACGGCUCCUCCGGUGCCUUUCGAACACGAAAACUUGCCAGCGCUCACCCAUUAGCCAUUGACAAAGACGAG
Messenger RNA from Ornithodoros turicata, 3503 nucleotides. RefSeq lists its product as uncharacterized. The record is from RefSeq and is a predicted model, not a curated record. The coding region runs from base 184 to 3486 and encodes 1100 amino acids. Lineage: Eukaryota; Metazoa; Arthropoda; Arachnida; Ixodida; Argasidae. The transcript is spliced from 6 exons.